AAAACUAAAGCGAAAUAUGUCAAUUUGUUCAAUUCAGUUUCACAAAUUUUCUUGUUUGUUGUGUUUAGUGCUGAAUAUUGUGUGCCCGUACUAUUAAACCGAGCUGUUACUGACCUUCCCUGGUAUUUUGUUUGUGCAACCCUCGUAUCGACUGGCCUGCAAACCGUGCGCUCUUUCACUCCCUCGCUCUCUCUUAUGCGUUUGCUUGUGUAUGUGUAGCUCGCGUUUGGCACUGUUUGCUGCCUUUUGCCAUUCGGCGUUUUGUUUCGGCUGCAGCGCGCGUGUUGUUGUGUUUUUACGUUGCGUUUGUGCUUGUGAUUGCAGCCCGAUUCUAGCCAAAAAAAUACAAAAGCAAGGACGGUGAGCAGUGAUGAGCGGUGCGACUAAGGAAAAUGUGCAGCUGCUGCGGGCGGUGUUGAAGCAGCCGGUUCUGUACGAUCGCGGCGACGAAAACUACAGGAAGCGCUUGCCCAGCGAUAAUUCCUGGGACAUGGUGGCCGCGGAGGUUGGAGGGUCGGUGGAAAGGUGCAAACGGCGCUGGCGUCAGCUGCGAAACGAUUACAUACGCUGGUGCAACGCAGACGCCAAUCGGCGACGGCAGGGAAAUCGACGCUUACCCUAUCCGUUGCAUGAGGAAUUCCGCUUUCUGGACCGCCACCUGAACUUGGCCGACCCGCACAACGACGAGGAUCGCAGCGGAUCAGAGAAGGAUAGGGACAGCAACAGGGACAGCGAGAGCAGGGACAAUACCUCUGCAUCCUUAAAAGGAGACGCUGCACUUGACGAUAAGUCAGUCAACGACGAAUCGUCGGCUGAUCAACUUCUCGGGGAAGAGGAUCCUUCAACCAAGGACGUGAAUAAGGAUAAGUCGAAGCAAAUCUCAAACCAGAUAAAGGAAAAAUUCGUAGAAAAGGAGCUGGCUAAACUGCAGGAAAAGGAGAAAAGUCUCAAGGAAGAUAGUUACAUGCACUCCGACCAGGAAGGUGACGAUUCCAUAGAAGAGGAGCAUCUAGAGGAAUUUGAAUUCGAAGAAGAAGUAUUAAUGCAGGAAAAGGAUAAAAAAUCAUCGAUUAAUACUAAAGAUUCGUCAACUAAGCCGUCAGAGUUUUUUAUCAAACAAAACAAGAACCCAAAUUUACUGAUUAUUGGCAAAAAGAACGCUACGCUCUUGGGUGGCGAAGCUCUCGACCCUGAGUCUGAGGACUUGAAUCUCGGAGAUCCACUGGACGACGACAUCGCUAUGGAGGCCUCAAAGAUCCUACGCAGAAGGGACAGCACAAAGGAAGGCUCACCCAGUCGUCGCCUUCGCAAGCCCAAGGAUGCUGCCAUUAAGAAGCCCACCCAAGCGCCGAGGGUCACGCGUCAUCAGCGCCUCAAAACCAUGACCCUGGGUGCAGGGCAGAGUAUAAGGAGCUCCACAUCGCCCGUUAAGUUGACACCAGUGCCAAGAGCAGUGGGGGCCAGUAAGACAGUUCAGCUUAAAAAAACAGAUGACUUCUUCCCCAGACCGUCAACGCCAGCAGGUGACGGAAAACAAGGAGUUAGGCAAACUCUGGCCCAAAGGCAACAGGUAAUGAGACGCAUGACUACCAGUGACCGCCCAGAGACACCGCCGACUCCGCCAAGAAGAGGCAGGCCGCCGAAGAAGCUUGAUUUUCCGCCGCGAUUAGACGUUGCAACAGUCAGGCAGCAGUCAUCGAAUAUUCCGAAAGUUGUGCCCAUCAGCAAGACCACCAGCACGGUCCUGAGCACUGGCGCCAAUAUUGCCCUUGUUCCCACCACCAAACCAGGAGGGAAUCUAACCAACCGGGUCACCGCCACCACUCUGAAACCGAUGGAGAAUGUUACUGUAAUGAGUUAUAGUCCCAUCUCGAGCACUAACCAUAACAUUGCCGUGAGCAGUGCCAAAGCCAUCGGCAUGAGUAGUCCCCCGGUUGUGGCCACCAGCACCCUAGCAGUUUCGGCCAUUUCGUUGCCACCAAAUACCACCAUGGUAAAGCGGGGCGAGCGGGGAACACAAACGGAAUGCGCGGAUAUCUAUUCGAAUGAGCAUUUCCUGGAGAUGAUAAAGCCACAGAUGCAAGAGAUGAACAAUCGCCAGAAGAUGCAUUUCAAGCAGAAGGUAUUCCAGGCCCUGAUGGAGACCUUCGAUGAUGCCACCGAUUUCCCAGAGGCCGGGGAAUCGCAGCAUUUGAGUGUAAACACUCCGUCGGCCUUUGAGCACGUCACGAGUCCUGAACUUCGCCUAAUUAGGGAGCUCGCGAGUAUGGUGAUUGCGGCCAAGUUGUCUCCAGGAGGGUCGCCACAGAAGCAGCAGGCUAAGCUGCCAACUAAGCCGUCAAGUCAGACGCAGGAGGCAGUUUCCUAUACUGCACUGAAUAUCUCGGAUAGCCCGCGAGGAAGCCAAACAGUGAGCAUUCCAAGUCAUUUGAUCCAGAGGGUCUUCAAGACAAGUCGCGGAACGGAGACCACUGCCGCCAACAUUUCGCCAGCUGCCCCGGGAGCCGAUAAAAGGACGGUUCGUUUGUGGAAGACUACAAAUGGGAAAUCGAAUGGGAUUAGUGCUUCGCUGGAGGAUCUGCGCAAGGCCAGCGUGGACAGUGAGCAGAGCUUGGUGAGCUCGGUAAAUAUACCGCCAGCCAGUCCCAAGGGAGCCACUAUUAUGGCCGCAGUGAGACCGCAGGGAUCUUCGAUCAACAGCCUCUUGGGACCUUCGACUAGCGUGACAGCGGUCAAGACUGGACCAUCGCUGAAGGCGCGUGCCAUGGCCCGCCGGUAUUCCACAUGCAACAAUCAGGCCUCCCUACCGGGCGGGCUGGGAUAUCCCAGCUCCCUGCAUUCCAAUCUGACUCCCAUGGAGGCUAAUGCACUGAAGCGCCGUCUAAUGGCACCAGCCCAACCGAUGGUGCCGCCCACUCAGCGUCCUCGCUAUACUCCUGGGGUCCAGCAGAUUGUUACGCCGCAAGGCAACAGCUUGCUGGUGAGGAAGACCAUUGGAGCUAGUCCUGGCAAUCAGAAGCUGCAAGUUUCGCCCACCACCGGUGUCGUUUUGACACCCCAGAAGACACCGCAGAUUACCAACGUACAGGGUGCCGCCUUUAAGGAUUUUAUCCAGCCCAAAGUUACGGCUGUCGCCUCAUCGUCGUCCACGUCAUCCGCGACAUCCUUGGGAUCCCCGGCAGCGACUGAAUCAACUCCUCAGUCCCUGGCACUCAAGCGCAGUUUGGUGGUGGCGAAUGCCAAGAGCCAGCUCCCAACCCAAAGUCCACUUUAUAAACCCCAACAGCAACCGCAGCUCCAGAAGACGAACUCGACCAACAUUACGGCAGCCACCAUUGCAGCGGAUGACUAUACGCUGGAUCUAAAGCACGAGCCGGUGGAUAACAUGGACGACCAUGACGAUAUACUGGGCAUGUAGAGUGCCAUCGAAAAUCCAAGUGAAACUUCAACUAAUUUAAGAUCUACGACGAAUCUUGAUGAGAACAAAACCACAGACAAAGAAUUACUAAGUCUAAGAUGAAUUAUUUUUAAGUUCUUAAAUAUUCUCACAACCACAUUAUUUGCUGCGAAAGCUAAGCCUUAUUUAUCACCAAUUAUGAGAGAAUAUUUUCAUUUACAAACAUUGCAAAAUUAUUUUGUGUUACCCAAAUGAAUGAAAGAAACAUACUUUAAAAAAUAUUCCUAAUAUAUAAG
Molecule: messenger RNA, 3693 nt
Organism: Drosophila serrata
Lineage: Eukaryota; Metazoa; Arthropoda; Insecta; Diptera; Drosophilidae
Gene: stwl
Product: stonewall
Biological process (GO): regulation of transcription by RNA polymerase II
Cellular component (GO): transcription regulator complex; nucleus
Molecular function (GO): DNA binding
Source: RefSeq, a predicted model, not a curated record